CAUGGUAAAACUAGAAAAGGAUGCAAAUUCACAAGAAUGGAAAGUUGGACAAAUUCCGUGCAUUAUCCACCGCAUCAUGGAAUUCAUCCCGGUCCCAACCCUUCUCCAAUUUACCCUGGUAAACUCCACGUGGGAAUAUGAAGCCAGGAACCACCUCCACUCUCGAACCAAGCUCCACCUCUACACCCCGGGGAAAUAUGAACCACAACUUUCCAAAACUAUCGCGAAUUACAUGAACAAACCAGAGCACCACGGAUACCCCAAAAAUCUAGACAUUAGCAUCGACAAACAAUCCAAUCUUACCCAAUUUCUCUCCGAAUUUGCCCAAUUUGCUGGAAAAUAUUCCAACUGGAUUCAACAUUUAAAAAUUGAUUGGACCUUGACCUCCGAAAAAUCGCAAUCUCACCAGUUCUUCGAAAUUUGUUCCACUUUCACGAAUCUAAAGUAUUUCGAGCUGUAUCCAUUCGACUUAUCGGGCAAGUGCUACGAUCCUGAGGUAGUGAGCACUUCUUUUCAAAAGGAUUUAAUUCCUGUCGAUAUUUUAUUCCCUAGCGUUCAAAUCCUUUCCUUGAAUUUGGGGUUAUGCCCAGGAUUUCACCGUGGGGACGAAACCCUAAAAGAAAAGCUGGUACGUGACAUUCUCCCCCGAUUUCCAAAUUUAAGAAAGGUCGCAGUAAAAGAUGACACUCCUCAGGGUGAAGAUGGCUCGACUGGCUGGUUUUCAGAUUUCACAAAUAUAUCAAGCUUCUCACUACGGGUAAACUUCUGGGGGACACGAGGGACACACGCGUUGACGAGGUACCUCCCGCCUAGAACUUUGACCCUGAAAUGUUUAGAGUUACAGGCAAUUUCUUUCUCGGUUACCCCCCUUUAUGAGCAAUUGAUCCACCGCUUUUCCCACUGUCUGGAACAAUUUCACCUAUUUUUGGUAAAUAUUUCAACCUCCGGGCAUAGCUUACUUUGUGACCCGUGUCCCCUCCAUAUUCCGAUCCUACCAAAACUCAAGGUUUUCAAGAUAUCUCGAUCCAGGAACGAAAAUGCGUGUAAACACUUUCUCGGAAUUAGGUUAACCUUUGAGACGGAGUGCUCGCAAUUCCCGCUCAAUUACGCGAAACAGUUUCCCUCUUUGUUAAAAGUACAGGUUUUUGAACCAAGCAAAAAAUGGCAGAGGUAUAUUAGUGAUCAGGAAUUUUUUGAAGGAGUGGUCCCAUUUUUGUAUGCAACUUUUUUGAAAGAGAAUAUUCCUGCGUGUCAAACUUUGAGAGAAUUUCGGUUUCCGGUUCCACUCAGGGCGAAGUUUCAACUGGGUUCGAUCGAUAGAAGUAAAAAGACUGCGGUGUGGGUGGAUAGCAGUGAAUAUUUUGCCAGGAUUAGGAAAACUUUUCCGGGCGUGGAUUACCACGUGGUGAACCCAGUUUGGAGUAAAGAAAGGAUAGAUAAAGUUGAGAGGUUGGUGAAAAUUGCGGUGGAUUUAGGGUUUUGUGAGGAAACUGUGAGUAAAGGGUUGAGGGAUGGGUGUUUGAUGGAUAAUAAUGUGCAAAUUUGAUUAAACGGGGCACGGGUAACUCGACGAAAUCAAUUGGACGACAGUAUAGCACCUCCUAACAAUUAGUAUCAGAUAAGCAAAACAAAUAACGCGUUGAAUUUGGAAAAUAUUAUUUUCGAAUGUUAACCCUUUCGACGAUUUGUCGUCUACGAGUUGUCCCUCAUUUUCAGUUAUCGUAGGUCCUGAUUAGGCAAACAAUUAUCAUCCCUAUAAAAAAUCGAUACUUGCAGAUGAAUCAUUUGAAAAACAGUACAAUAUAAUUUAGUGUCAGUCGGUAAAUAUGUACAUAAAACCAUGCAUAACUGUCCGAAAAAUAUUUAUUCAUUUAAUUUUCAUAAAAUUUCAACAUGGUAAAAUAUUGUUUCUUCAUUGUACAUGAGAGAUAUGCUUAAUUGUCCACGUAGUUCAAUACUUCGAUAAGUUUUAAAGUAAUUAAGCAUUUGUUGGUGGGGUCUGUUUUCUUUUGUAAUUUUUUGUAAAUUUUUGAAAGUACAGGGUGGUCCAAGAAGCUGUAUAAAAGUUUAAGCCACCCCAGUUCAAAGCGGGGAUAAUAAAAUUCAAAUUUCAAACCCAAAUCGUGGAGAGCAACUCAGAAAAUAGUUUUGUGAUUUUUUUUGUAAACCUAAUUUCAAAAGUGCUCCCACGAUGAUCAGGUGAAGGAGAGGUACCGGUGAAGGGCUGUUCCAGUCGAUUUUCACGGGAAACGUUAUAAAAAGAGCUUAAAGUAUGUUUCCAUGGAAUGAAUUUGCAAUUAAUUUAUAGAGUGGUACCUGGUAGACAUAUGCAAGGUAAAUCCAAGGGUCUAAUAUCAUUGUCACCACUGAGAAACUACCCAAUGCUAAAUGCCCGAAAAAGCUGAAAAUUUGGUUUAUCUGACUGAACCAACCACCAAGAUCCCUUAUCCCAACUCAGCACGGUCCAACGGUUAGCUUACAAUAAAUCAACUAUCCAGAGAACCAUUAAAACUGAUUUAGGAAAUAUCAUAACAAAAAUGACCUAAAGUAGGUCGACGCAUUGUGAGAAAUCAAACUUUUUUCCGCUUACUGCGGACAAAUCUCACAAGUGCGCAAAAACGGACGACGAUAAUUUUGGUUCUGCAGUCACACAAAAUCAAGACAUCCCUAGGUGGUUAUCAGACAUUGAUCGAUUGGAAUAUUAAAGAUGUUUCGUAGUGGAAUUACAGUUUUUACAUUUGACGAUUUACGAAUUUUCACGUACUUUGGAAUGCUUCAAAUAAAGAGUGAAAAUAAAACACCGUAGAAAAGUUCCUGGAAGUUUUUUUAUCCGGUAAAAAGCGAUAUAUUCUUGAAGAUAAGAACAAGGACUAUCACAUCCAGCAACUUUGGAACCCAUAAAGUUCCGCCUGCGGGCUAGAAAAAUUACGGAAUAUUUAUACAGCUUCUUGGACCACCCUCUGUAUUUACAUAUGUAAUCUAAUACUUAUUAAAACAUUUUACAUAAUCGUAUUUUUUUAUUUUUUGGAGUUUACAUUUGUCCACAAAA
Molecule: messenger RNA, 3049 nt
Organism: Folsomia candida
Lineage: Eukaryota; Metazoa; Arthropoda; Collembola; Entomobryomorpha; Isotomidae
Exons: 2
Coding region: 2-1546 (514 amino acids)
Source: RefSeq, a predicted model, not a curated record